This is a messenger RNA of Diplodia corticola, 816 nucleotides long. RefSeq lists its product as uncharacterized. The record is from RefSeq and is a predicted model, not a curated record. The transcript has 2 exons. NCBI's taxonomy places the organism in Eukaryota, Fungi, Ascomycota, Dothideomycetes, Botryosphaeriales, Botryosphaeriaceae. Bases 1 to 816 code for a protein of 271 amino acids.
AUGCGCACCACCACUUUCGUUGCUGCUACUGCGGCAUACGCAUCUGCUGCUUCCGCCCACCCAUACCUUUACACUAGACAGGCCAAUGUCACAGCACAAUGGGGAUCCUGGGUUGUGACCAGCCCCAGCUCCAACUACCCACCGUCGGGAAGCCACAAGUCUCUGGACUUCCUCGUACGGUACGAGUCUCAGGCGGAUACCGUCCAUUGCGGUGCCUACUUCCCAGGCACCGCAAAGGGAAUCGGGCCGAACCAAACCUACACUCCCUGCGAUGACGAGGCCGUGUCUUUCACUUCAGAUCUGUCAAUUGGCAAUGUCUGGAUAACCCAGAAGCUUUACCAGAGGAGCGCCAUCGUGAUGUUGAAAGGGAGCGCCCCACUCCACUUGUACGGAGGCAACUGCACCACCGAUGCGGUCGGCGGUGGUACCUGCUCGAGCCCUCCUUUCAAGAUCCCGGUCACGUCCGUCAGCAUCCAGCUUGCGAACGGCACUGUCGUCGGCGACGACAGUACUUCACCGGGCAACGGUGUCCAAGGAGAUGAUGCAGCCGGCGGAUCAAGUGAAGAGGGUAGCCAGGACAGUGGCUCUUCCCAGGACGACGGUAGUCUUACGGAUGAUUACAGUGGUUCUGGCACCGCCGGUUCAUCCGAAGACACCACCACCUCCGGAGACGAUGGGUCGUCCGACCAAGGCUCCUCCUACGGUGAUGGCGGUCCCUAUGGCAACACCACUGUUCUGAACGAUGGCCAUGGCUCCAGAAACACCACAUGGCACGGAAGUCACAGCAACGACACACGCCAUGGACACUAUGCUUGA